Messenger RNA from Lipotes vexillifer (Yangtze River dolphin), 1476 nucleotides. RefSeq names its product C-terminal binding protein 1 (gene CTBP1). The transcript is spliced from 9 exons. Gene Ontology annotation, molecular function: transcription corepressor activity; DNA-binding transcription factor binding; NAD binding. Gene Ontology annotation, cellular component: nucleus. Lineage: Eukaryota; Metazoa; Chordata; Mammalia; Artiodactyla; Lipotidae. The record is from RefSeq and is a predicted model, not a curated record. Gene Ontology annotation, biological process: regulation of transcription by RNA polymerase II. The coding region runs from base 187 to 1476 and encodes 429 amino acids.
UCAGACUUUGACCCGGCGUGGGCUUCAGUGGUCGCCGUGGACGGGAGCCUAGGAGCUUUGGUUCGAGACAAUUAAAGACGUGGGAUGAGGAUCCAGUGACAGGACGCGGUUCUGCAGGGGGAUUCUGAAGAUAGACGCUUUGAACAGUCGAAUUCAUGGUCGUGGAAGCCGAGCCCAUAUUAAGAGAUGUCAGGCGUCCGACCUCCGAUCAUGAACGGGCCCCUGCACCCCCGGCCCCUGGUGGCACUGCUGGACGGCCGGGACUGCACGGUGGAGAUGCCCAUCCUGAAGGACGUGGCCACAGUGGCCUUCUGUGACGCACAGUCCACACAGGAGAUCCACGAGAAGGUGCUGAACGAGGCCGUUGGGGCGCUGAUGUACCACACCAUCACGCUGACCAGGGAGGACCUGGAGAAGUUCAAGGCCCUUCGGAUCAUCGUCCGAAUCGGCAGCGGCUUUGACAACAUCGACAUCAAGUCAGCCGGGGACUUAGGCAUCGCCGUCUGCAACGUGCCGGCCGCGUCCGUGGAGGAGACAGCCGACUCCACCAUGUGCCACAUCCUCAACCUGUACCGCAGGACCACGUGGCUGCACCAGGCACUACGGGAAGGCACGCGGGUCCAGAGUGUUGAGCAGAUCCGAGAGGUGGCUUCUGGAGCCGCCAGGAUCCGCGGGGAGACCUUGGGCAUCAUCGGGCUAGGUCGCGUGGGGCAGGCGGUGGCGCUGCGGGCCAAGGCCUUUGGCUUCAACGUGCUGUUCUACGAUCCCUACCUGGCGGACGGCACGGAGCGGGCGCUGGGGCUGCAGCGGGUCAGCACGCUGCAGGACCUGCUCUUCCACAGCGACUGCGUGACCCUGCACUGCGGCCUCAACGAGCACAACCACCACCUCAUCAACGACUUCACCGUCAAACAGAUGAGACAAGGGGCCUUCCUGGUGAACACGGCUCGGGGCGGCCUUGUGGACGAGAAGGCACUGGCUCAGGCCCUGAAGGAGGGGCGGAUCCGCGGUGCGGCCCUGGACGUGCACGAGUCGGAGCCAUUCAGCUUUAGCCAGGGCCCCCUGAAGGACGCACCCAACCUGAUCUGCACCCCACACGCGGCCUGGUAUAGCGAGCAGGCCUCCAUCGAGAUGCGUGAGGAGGCGGCCCGGGAGAUCCGGAGAGCCGUCACAGGCCGGAUCCCUGACAGUCUGAAGAAUUGCGUGAACAAAGACCACCUGGCGGCCGCCACCCACUGGGCCAGCGUGGACCCGGCCGUGGUGCACCCCGAGCUCAACGGGGCCGCCUACAGGUACCCCCCAGGCGUCGUGGGCGUGGCCCCCAGCGGCAUCCCCGCCGCAGUCGAAGGCAUCGUCCCCAGCGCCAUGUCCCUGUCCCACGGCCUGCCCCCCGUGUCCCACCCACCCCACGCGCCUUCUCCUGGCCAAACCGUCAAGCCCGAGGCGGAUAGAGACCAUGCGAGUGACCAGUUGUAG